AUGAUCGAGCAAGCUCCAACCCUCCAUUUAGGAAACUCCAACUUUACCCCCAAUAUGACCCCCACCACCACUCGCCACGGCUGGAAAUUCUGGGCCAUAUUCCCCGGCCUAUGUCUCGCAUCUACACUAUGUGCACUCGACUCUACCAUCCUAUCCACCGCGCUCCCAACCAUCACCGCCUCCCUCGAUUCAUCCUCAAACUACAUAUGUAUAAUCAACGCCUACACCCUCACCUUUACCGCCAUCCAGCCAUUCUGCGGACAAAUCGCCGAUAUUCUGGGGCGCAAACAUGCUACCAUAAUAGCAAUAUGCAUUUUCCUCUUGGGCAGCGGUAUAUGUGCUGGUGCCAAUGAGACUAGCAUGCUGAUUGGUGGACGUGCCGUGCAGGGACUUGGGGGAGGCGGCUUGAGCAUUUUACCGGCUAUGGUGGUUUGUGAUUUGGUGUCGUUGAGGGAGCGGCAGAAAUAUACGGGGUUGAUUUAUAGACCGUUUGCUAUUGGGACUUUUAUUGAGCCGAAUUGGAGGCUCAAUGGUCGAACAUAUUGGAUGGCGAUGGAUGUUUUGGCUGAAUUUGCCCAUUGGAGGACUGGCUCUACUCUCUGUGAUCUUAUUCUUUUGAGUAUCACACGUCCGUUCUGGUCCUAUCUUGUCACAAUUAGGAAAAAUCGACUACAUUGCUAUUUUCUACCCGUGUACUUCCAAGCCGUCAUGAAGGAUUCUCCACAGAAAUCUGGAAUUAACACGCUCGCAGCAGCCAUACCAAUGGUACCAUUUGGCAUCGUUGGGGGAAUUUUGAUCGCGAAGGCCGGUCAUUAUAAACUCAAUCAAAUCCUAGGAUUUGCGCUGGCUGCCAUUGCGAUCGGCUGCUUCAGUAUUUUGGACCAAGAUUCUUCGACAGCUGUUUGGGUUAUACUCCAGAUUAUUUUCGCGGCUGGCGCUGGAAUUGUGCUUACAGCUACUCUACCCGCCAUACAAGCACCGCUUCCAGAGUCCGAUGUGGCAACUGCCACCGCAACAUGGGGAUUUAUCCAAAGUCUCGGAUUUGUUUGCGGAGUAGCCAUACCAUCGAGCAUUUUCGAAGCCGAGUUCAGAAGCAUGGUUCACAGCAUCGACGAUCGUGCUCUACAGGAAGUCUUGAGAGUUGGAGGUGCGUACGAGCAUGCUUCGAGGGCAUUUAUCAUAUCCCUGCCCGAAGAAUCACAAGUGCAAGUUGUGAGAUUAUUCGUGGCCAGUUUGAAGCUGGUGUGGGAGGUGGGGUCUGCGUUUGCAAUCUUCGGAUUUUUGGUAUCUUUUUUCGUGCAAGAUAUUGAGCUGAGGAGUAAUCUGGAGACAGAAUUCGGAUACAAAGAGGAGACUGAGGCUACGAAAGUUGAACAGACUCUAAUUGGAUCUCCUAUCUCUGUAAUCCGAUAA
This is a messenger RNA of Sclerotinia borealis F-4128, 1413 nucleotides long. The record is from the annotation of a GenBank genome assembly. NCBI's taxonomy places the organism in Eukaryota, Fungi, Ascomycota, Leotiomycetes, Helotiales, Sclerotiniaceae.